Molecule: messenger RNA, 8748 nt
Organism: Epinephelus fuscoguttatus (brown-marbled grouper)
Lineage: Eukaryota; Metazoa; Chordata; Actinopteri; Perciformes; Serranidae
Gene: ppp2r3a
Product: protein phosphatase 2, regulatory subunit B'', alpha
Exons: 13
Coding region: 1073-5296 (1407 amino acids)
Biological process (GO): protein dephosphorylation
Cellular component (GO): protein phosphatase type 2A complex
Molecular function (GO): protein phosphatase regulator activity; calcium ion binding
Source: RefSeq, a predicted model, not a curated record
UGAACUGUCACACACACACUCUUAUCCCCACACAUACACGUCCACACACACGGAGUCGCUGCAUGUCGGAGCAAAACGUCUGGACUCUCUCUACCGCCGCUGCUGCCGCCGCUCCUCUCCCGGUUACCGAAGAGCGGCUGUUUGAUUUCGCAGUCUGCGGCGAGCCUCGUCGUGACAGAGUUUGGAGACGGCAGAAGGAGCAGUGAAGGAGGAGGAGGAGGAGGGAGGAAAAAGGUGGUGUCCUCCUGUCAGAAACACAGUCUCCCUCCGACACAUGGCCGACAGCGGGAGACGGAAGGGGCGAGAGUGAGUACGGGACUGACAGAGAUCCAGAAACACACACACAGAAAGAAAGAGGCAGUUGGCCAUCUGCGGGUCGGUCCCCUGCUAUUCUGCAGCUGUGCUGGAGUCAGCAAACGCUCCUCAGUUCCGUCAGGACUUCAGAAACCACAGAGUGAGAUAACGGGGUUCUCCCUACAUCUCGUUGCUCAGGGGAUGAGCAAAGGCUGGGGCGAUGUUAAGGUCUCGCUGGCCUCGGAUUAGGCCCCUGGGGCUACUUCUUUGGAGGGAUGGGUGAUACCCCAGCUGGAUCUUCCGCUGUCGCCAUCCUCCACAGCUGUCAUUAGUGGCUAAUGAGCUGCUGCUAGAGAGGAAACGGAGAGGCAGCCUGUGGAGAGAGGAGGAACCUUACAGCUGUUAUUAAGAGGCCCAGAGCUCUCAGACAAGGAAUUUACCGUUUUUCAUCCUCUGCUAAAGUGGAACCCUUUAAAACUCUUCUGGGUGGAAGCAUGAAAGGAUAUUAACUUUGGAAGUCAUUGUUGUAGACGUCUCUUUUUACCUUUUUUUGUUUUAAUCAUCGUAUUAUUAUGUCUGAAAAUUGUCACCAUGCAGUUGAAAGACCUUUUUUUUCAGAGAGAAGAUUCAGUAUUUAGACGUUAAUUAUUUUUCUCUCUAAACUGAAGGAGUUUCACCUUAACAUUAUCAUCUAUCCUUUUUCUUUAUUUUUAAGCUAUAUUGUUUUACACUUUGAUAUUAUUUCUACCUUCCUAUGCCCUGAAGGAUAUUGGUCACCAUGGCAGCAGCCUAUCGUGUAGUGGUGAGCAGUGUGAGCUGCUACAACAGUGUGGUAGUGGACCGGCGCACUCACUCCCACGCUGUGCACUACUGCUCAGGGCCAUGUGGGGCGCUGUCCCAGGGACUAGACUGUACUGUCGCACAUCGCGGCACCUGCUCCGAGCUGCUUGUUGCACCAGACUGCGCAUACACUGACCCAAACUGCUCACUCAUACACUCCCAUAACAUGAUCACACAACUUCCCAACCAUGGUAAAAUUACCAUGGAUACUAGUUAUAAUGGUCUAGAGAGGGCAGGCAGCAGUGGCAAUUUGUCUUUAGGGGAUGACAGCCCCACGUGGCGUGGCAAAAAAGCCCCCACCAGCGGAGGAUCGACUGGGAACCUGAGCUCCUCUGGCAGUCUGAAGGACAUUACCGAAGAGGCCAUCAACCUGGCCAGUGGUAAGCUCAAAGAGUUCUCUUUUGACAAGCUCCGCCUUUCCUCCUCCAGCCACGUCACCUUCCGGAAAGGACGUAAGGUCCGUCCUGACUCUCUCAGCCGUCGUUCCACCGACCUGGAGAUCAUCUACGGCCACUUCAGCUCCAACAUCACCACAAACGGAACUGCGAAUGGCAUGACAAAUGGCACGGGUACAUCUAACGAUGAGAACCUGCCACCAUUUGUGCCAGGGAAGGUAGCAGGCCUUGAGGAGACAAAGCUAAAGGGCAGCACAGCCACCUUGUCAGCCAUCACCAAAGUGGGUGGUGGAUCAACAAGCAGUCUAUCGAGUAUUGGGUCUUUGGACCAAAGUCUGAACACGGUGGCCUCCCUGUACCGCAACACCCUGGGAGAGGAGAACCUGAUUGCCCGUCUGCUGGAGAAGACACGCGCAGAGGCAGGCACUGGGGGUGCAGGCGGUGAGGACAUCCGUGCCUGCCUUGACAUCCUGCUCAAAUGUUCUGAAGACUUAAAGAAAUGCACCGACAUCAUCAAGCAGUGCAUCAGACACAAAGCUGGUGGAGGGCCAGAGGAUGGAGGAGCCAGUCCUGACAGCGUGUAUCGGGCCGUGAUGACUCGACUCAGCUCCUAUUUGAGGAGAUUACCUCUGGAGCUGGAGGGAAUUGGAAGUUUGGGAGGCAGUGGGCAGGCAGGUCAGGGUUCGCCUGGAAGCGGGCACAGUGAUCUCGCUGAGCUGGUCAACACUCUUCACUCCAUCCAGCAGGGACCGUACUCUCCGAUAUUUGGCAAUGAGCAACCUCCUCGCUAUGAGGACGUGGUGCUGUCACCUCCCAUCCCAAAGACUGUACCUCAUUCUGCAUCGUCCACUUCCUCCUCUGUUUCAUCCUCCUCCUCAUCUUCUUUGAAAUCAGACUCCAUCCACACGAAACCAGCCCAAAGUUCCCCGUCCAGAGCCCCUUCACUCACCAACGGACUACAACAUCCUUCCUCUAUCACACAACACACACUCUCUCCUCCAUCUAUCACAUGCUCUUCAUCCAGCUGCUCUCCAACACACUCUCCCUCCCCUCUCCGUACCUCCCCGACCCCACCAUACGCACACACUCCUCCAGCAUCCCCAAUGGAGGCUCUUUAUAUUGAGGAGGAGGAGGCAGAUGUUGUAAAGACACCUGAACAAAUCUCACAACACACUCCAACCAGAGGGGUGAACACUCCCCAGAACAAAAACGGGAUAACGUUGGGUCAACACAUGCACCUGUCCCAUCCAAACACACUCCAUAACUCUUCAAAUACAACAUACAGCCCCUCCUGGCCUUCAUCUCCCUCAUUAACACCAGCACCCAAAGCUGUCUCACACAGGAACGAUGACAUUGACAAGCUGCUGAUGGACUUGGAGAAUCUGUCUCAGAGUAUGAGUCACCCCAGAAACAUCGAGCCUCCACUUCCAGCCAAAACCAGGAAGAGAGAUGGAGGCCAGGGAAUCACUUCCGGUGACACUCAGCCUAAAAUAGCCCAGUUCCAGGUCCAGAAGCCAGCCAGCCACCUAGCCAUGAAUGGCCCUACCUCCAGGACUCCCCAGAGUCCCCCACCUCCCCAGGGAGGGAGCAGUGAAGCUGUGGUGGGAGAGGAGGAGGAUGGGGCACUGCUGCUGAGGAUCCUAGAGAGCAUUGAGAGUUUCGCCCAGGAGCUGGUGGAUUCUGGGGCGGGGAGCACAGGGAGCGCUGAGAGGAACAGUGGGAAAGAGCGGGAGGUGAUGAGGCUCCUGCAGGAUACACUGGCCACCACUGGCAGGGCUGAUACCCCUCUGGGGGGCACAGGCCCACCAGCUGCUCCCACUGCUCCAUCCGUGCACACAAAUGCAGCAACACAAAUCCCAGCUAUACCACCAAAACUGUCGAAUACACCUGCAGUUUCACCUGCACCAGCACCUAUAGCUCCAGUAUCUGAAGCUGUGAUCAGUGCUGCAUCUGAACCUGCACCUAAACCUACACCUGAAGCUGCCCCCAAACCUCUACCUACACCUACACCUGAGCCUGUAACUGAGGCUUUAGAUACAGUUACAGAAGCCUCUACAAGUGAUCCAACACCCAUCGCUGCCCCUGUAACACCUGCACCUGCAAGCUUGCAUUCCUCCACACAUUCAGCUGAACCUGCACCUGUGGCUGCACCUGAAGCUCCAGCCCCUGCUGACAUCCCAGUCGUGGUAGCUGCAAGAGACGCUGCCGUCGCUGUUGGCGACCUUGCUGCUGCUGCUGCUGCAGUGAGAGACACUGGUUCAACCCUCCUCAUCCAGCAGACUCCAGAGGUGAUCAGAGUCCAAUCCAAACCAGAGAAGAAACCAGGCACACCUCCACCAGCCCCUGCCUUGGCCACAGCCACUCCCACCCCCGCUCCACGCUCUCCCAGCCCUCCACCAGCUCCAGUGAUAGUCACCCCUCCUCCCCCUGCCAUCAACAUUCCCAGGUUCUACUACCCCCGUGGGCUCCCUGCCAUGGGCCCGGCCACCAACCAUGACGCAGCCAUCGCUGCCAUCGAGGCGGCGUUCGCUGAGUUUGAGGAGGAGAAGGCUGACAUAUAUGAAAUGGGCAAGAUUGCAAAGGCAUGCGGGUGUCCACUUUACUGGAAGGCCCCCAUGUUCUACUCAGCUGGCGGUGAGAGGACAGGCUUUGUCUCUGUUCACUCUUUCGUUGCAACCUGGAGGAAGUUGUUGCACAGUUGCCACGAUGAUGCAUCAAGGUUUAUCUCCCUGCUAGCCAAACCCAGCUGUAACUACCUGGAGCAGGAAGACUUCAUCCCUUUACUGCAGGACAUAGUGGAUACACAUCCUGGACUCACAUUUCUGAAGGAUGCACCUGAAUUCCAUUCCCGCUACAUCACAACGGUGAUCCAGCGGAUAUUCUACGUGGUGAACCGUUCGUGGACGGGUCGUAUGACCAUGAUGGAGCUGCGCAGGAGCAACUUCCUACAGACCCUGGCCCUGCUCGAGGAGGAGGACGACAUCAACCAGAUCACUGACUACUUCUCCUAUGAGCACUUCUAUGUCAUCUACUGCAAGUUCUGGGAACUGGACACCGACCACGACCUCUACAUUGACCCCAAAGACCUGGCCAGAUACAACGACCAUGCGUCCUCAAACAGAAUCAUUGAAAGGCUGUUUUCGGGGGCCGUAACUCGCUCUGUCUCUCUGGUGUCCAGGGGUAAUGCUGUGCAGAGGGAAGGCAGGAUGAGCUACGCUGAGUUUGUCUGGUUCCUCAUAUCGGAAGAAGACAAGAAAAAUCCCACCAGUAUAGAGUACUGGUUCCGCUGCAUGGAUUUGGAUGGCGAUGGCGUCCUGUCCAUGUUCGAGUUGGAGUACUUCUAUGAAGAACAGUGUGAGAGGAUGGAAAGGAUGGGCAUCGAACCUCUGCCCUUCCAGGAUUUGCUCUGCCAGAUGCUCGAUCUGGUCAAACCUGAGAGUGCAGGUAAGAUAACACUUGGUGAUUUGAAGCGCUGCCGGAUGGCCCACAUAUUCUUCGACACCUUCUUCAACCUGGAGAAAUACCUGGACCACGAACAGAGAGACCCAUUUGCUGUGCAAAAGGACAUCGAUAGUGACGGUCCAGAGCCAUCUGAUUGGGAUAAAUACGCCUCUGAGGAGUAUGAGAUACUGGUGGCGGAGGAGACUGCAAAUGAACAGCUACACGAGGGGUCCUUUGAUGAUGACUAUGAAUCAGAGGAGCUUCAAGUCCCUGGAGAGAUUGGGAAUAAAAUGGAAAAACUGGUCAUAUCAGACCUGACGGCAUAAACUCCUUCCCUGGAAUUCCUGGGUCUUUCUCUCUGGAAAACAAACAGGAACAAAGUGAUAGAAAGUCCUUUUGGAUCAAAACAAACACAUGGACGUGAAGACAGAGAAAAACGGUUUUGCCAUCUGUUUCUCGAUGACUCUGCGGUCUCCUCAGAAUGGACUGAUCUAUGUUUUUUUUUGUGUGUGUGUGACCGUAAACCAGUACUGUUCUGUGUCUGGUGCAAUAAUGCAUCUGUAUUCAUACAGAAAACAAUUUCACUGCCUCCAGCUCUUCGCUCCAUCCUGGAGAACAAAGCCGACGUUGGGGGGGGGAGAAGUGUAAGAUAAACUCUAAAAGGAAUCAAGACAAAAAAAUGUCGCUGUAAAAUAAUGUAAUUGUGAAUUCUCUACAGACAAUCCUGCCAGAAGACAAUCAUGUGAAGGUAGACAGACAGGUAGACUGUCAGUUACACAAAUAGACUCGUAGUUGGAGAGACAGGGAGACAGAAACGGAUAAUUAUAGUGAUAGGCACUGCCGCUGAAAACCCACAGUCAUCUGCUCAAUAAUGAUACAUACAGACAGACACUGCCGUCACAAACCUGCUGCCUGUGCAGCUUGUCACUGUGUUCCUUGUAAAGGAAGUCUUUAAACCUCCAAUCCCUUCAGGGAGGAAUCGUGUAACAGUUUGGGUGAUUGUAACAGCACCCCUCUGUGGCCAGUCUGUGCUACUGCAUGUCAUUACUGUCAUGCAUGAUGCAUAAAGGCUGGCAAAACCUUUCCAAGAGGGAGUUCAGUUCACUGCACAGCCUGAGCUGCUCUAUUAUUAGUGCAGCAUUAUCAGCAGCGCUCCACCUCUGGACUCCCUUUGCAGUCAGUUUUAAACCUUGGAAUAAAGUCUCUGACUACACAGACUGAAAGUUACCACUUCGUUGUGUUAAUUCUCAGUGAGGUCACAGCGAGACAUAUGCACAUUAAAUGAUGCAUUUAGACGAACAUAUCAAACUCUCUGGUAGAGUUGCCGCACAUUUCCACCUGUAACAUUUGUAAUAACGCAAUAGAUAACGCAUAAGAACUGUGAGUUGUUCCUGUCAGUCUAAUGCAGUUACCCAGCACAUCCUACUGUAUGUUUUCUCACGUCCUUGUUGAUUGUGUACAGUACUACCUGGUGAAAACUUUGACCUGUUUUUGAAAUUUAUGCCAAAAAUUGUCAUUCUUCUGCUUAGACAUCUCAUCGUCAUGCACCAUUUUGUUUAUAAAUCUUUAUCCAUUUUCCCUGUAACACACAUACAGCACCUAACAAAUCACUUACAAUGCCUCUUAAAGGGUCAGUCCACCCAAAAUUUGCUAAAAACAUAUAUAAACUCACUUCUAAUAGUAUCUAUCCUGCAGAUAGUUUUGGUUCUGUUUACAGACAUUUUAUGAAAUCUGUCUCUGGAAUUUUAUUUCUUGCUCUUACAACACUGACAUUAACUACAGUAACGGGCACAUGUGUCGUAAUUUUUCCAAGCUUACAGGAACUAUAUGUAUGAUUUAGUGACAUCUAGUGAGGAGGAUCUAGAGGAUUGAGCAUUGCAAUCAGCUGAAACUUGCCCCAUGUGCCUUGCGUUAAUUCGAGGUGAGGAUUCCUUCAGUGUUCCUUCUUCAGGGGGUUUUAUCGGGAGCCGAAUUAUCCACAAAGGUCUCUUCCUCUCCAGAACAAACAGACUUGAUGAUUUAAACCAGUAAAAACACUGUAUAAAGCAGUUUGAACACACAAAUUAGUGUUUCUGCGUCAGCAUUCAGCUUGUUGAGCACAGCUGCUAGCCCACCUCCUGCACCUUUUUUCUCUGAUAACUCAAGAUCCAGACGUUCAGGAGGUUUCUACCUUGGGCCGAAUUAUCCGCAGAGGUCUCUUCCUCCUCAGAACAAACAGACGCGGUGAUUUAAAUCAGUAAAAACACAGAAUAAAGCAGUGUCAUGUUAAAAAUCAGUGUUUUUCCAAUGCUGUUUGGCUCGUUGCAGAGGGGCUGCUAACUACAGUGCCCAAUGCAAAAUCAUGAAGGGCCCUAUCUAGAGCCAGUGCUUGACUUGUCUGCUCUGGGCUAGAGUUCGAGUGUUGCAACAUGGCGGGCUCCCUGGACAAGGACCUGCUCCCUAUUUAGAUAUAAAUGGCUCAUUCCAAAGUGAUGACAACAUGAGGAGUCCUAUUUCUCCCUUUAAUCCUACACACUGGACCUUGAAGCUCCAACAUACUUUCUUUUACCUUUUAUUGAAUUGAAUUGAAAUCCCAGAGACGGAUAUAUUAGGACCUUGGCAAAUACAAUCCAAACUAUUUGCACAGAUAGAUACACUAAAUAGGAGUUUGCCUUUUAAUUAAAACAAGCUGACCCUUUAACUCCAUGACUUACUGUGCUGCACUCACAGGGACAGGUGCAUGUGUGUACACUGCCCUUACUGUUGUAGCUAGGAGCGUGUGUUUGCUUAGAAAUCACUAAUAGAGGGGUGUGUUUUAGGAGCGUGUGAUGUGUAUACGUCGUAGCUGUUGCCAUGGCGACGGUGUUCCUGGGGUCAGUGUGUGUGUGCGCGCUUGUAUAACUCUUUAAUUAGGAACGGGACAGCUUUUGUCCUCAAUGGCUUCAAAUUCACUGGCGUAUACCUCCUUUACUGACACUUAACUGUACACAGACACACACAGAUACACACAUGCACACUAUAGUUGCUAUUGAAAGGGAAAAAAAAGAGCUAGUGGAUGCUGGAAGGCCUUAAGGACCUUGAGUUUCCCCUUUCUGCUCUAUAGCCAUUGUAAAUGUGCCUGACUGUGUAUUAAACUCUAUUAUUAUAAUAAUAACUAAUGAUAAGCCAUUAUAGAUAUAACGGCUCAGAUUUUUGAUGUAUUUUGAUGGUUUGUAUUGCUGUGCCACUGUGUGGCUCGGGAUAGGGGGGUAAAUUAUGUUAGACGUGUGUAUGCUUGUGUGUUUGAUGCACGGUGGAUCAGCAGAAGAGGAGGAAUCCUCCGGAGGACUGGUCUGACAAUCACAAAAGUAUGAGAUGCAUCUUGGUGUGGAGACUUCUGAUGCUUCACCGCUGUGGUCACACACACACUCACACACUCCCAAGGAGACCCGCUCAUCCAGACAGUAUUUAAGAAGAACUGUUGAGGGCAAUGGGCGUCUCCGCUUGUGUCCUGGUACUCACACGUGCAGCAUCAGGCGAGGAGAGAAGCCAUGCAAGACUUUUACUUUGAAAUUACACCUCUACUUUGAGAGGUAGAGAGAAGACUUUUACUAUGUGUUCAGAUCCUGAUGGCGAUUGUAUUGGCAUGGUUUUCUUUCUGUCAGUCACUUUCCUUUCUUUCUUUUCUUGGCUUUUCUUUACUUAACUUUUCUCCUUUACUUUUCUUCUCUUUUCUUUCUUUUCUUUGCCCUGUCCUCUGUUAUUUGUUGCUUUUGUCUGAAGUUUAAAAGUUUAAAUAAAGAUGUUUCAAGAAUUCUCA